UCAAGCAAUUUUUUUGCUCUUGGUUGGUUGGUCUAUACAUGCAAAUUGAAAAAAAAAAGAAAAGAGGAUGCACGUAAUAUUUCUUAUUAACAGGAAGCCUGACGCACAAGAUCACUGUAGGUGAUAACAUAUGCAAACGAACAUAAGUGACUGGUGGAGGUCGUCAACUUUAAGAGUCGACAGAAUGAACUCCACAAACCACACAGAGGAUGACGACUUCUCCUGCUACAGUCCUUCAGUUGUGGGCUACCGUUACUUUGCAGUGGUGUGGGGAUGUGCUGUGACCUUCACUGGCACGGUGGGGAACCUGAUGACCGUUCUGGCCUUCGCCUUAGACCCACGUCUGAGGACUCGCUUCAAUGUGCUUAUCGUCAACUUGGCUGCAGCUGAUCUCCUGUACUGCACCAUCCUGCAGCCCCUUGCAGUUGAUUCCUAUCUACACCUCCGAUGGCGCAGUGGUGAAAUGUGGUGCAAAGUCUUCUGUCUGCUCGUCUUCCUCUCCCACUUUGUCUCCAUUAUCACCCUCUGCCUGGUGGCGGUGGGCAGAUAUCUCAUGGUUGCAAAGAGAGCUGUGUUUGAACGUGUCUUCUCUGACCGUGGUCUUAUUAUACUCCUGAUCUCAGCGUGGGCACUAGGCCUGGGCAGCUUUGCCCCACUCCAUUCUGUUUACGUGUUCGUGCCACAGAUGUGCACAUGCAGCUUCCAUCCAACCAAGGGUCGCCAGUAUACCCCCAUCCUGAUUUUUUUCUACUUCUUCUUCUGCCUGUGCUGCAUUGGUGUAUUCUACCUCCUCAUUUACAGACGUGUCUGGAUUGCCUCACAAGCUCUGCUGCGCUACAGGUUCAGCCGCCGGUCCUCCAGGAAGAAACCAGCUUCUUCAGCACAAGGACCCGAUGACAGUGGUGUCAACACGUGUAGCUGUAAGAUCAGCAGUGAGGCUGAUCUAACCCAAAAUACCGAUGAGAUCACCUGUGAAGAAUCCCCUCGAUAUACCAAGGGAUCUGCCAGAGUCUCAGAUUUAACAACAACCAAUUCUCCCCCUACCCCUGAUAUGGUCCCUACACCUGCUCCCACAAGUGAACCAUCAUCAUCCCAGUCUGCAGCCUCAGGAGAUGAUAAGGAAAUGAAGCAUGUGACAAGCAUGUGUUUAACUGUUUUCCUGUGUUUUGUGAUCUGCUAUAUCCCAUACAUGUUGCUCCACAUACAUGAAAACGACCACGUCCCACCGGUGCUGCACAUGAUCUGUGCAAACCUCACCUGGCUCAACAGCUGUAUCAAUCCCGUGGUCUACGCUGUCAUGAGCAAAUCGUUUCGACAGGCCUACCAUGUGCUGCUCACCAGGGCUGCUGCACCAUUCACCAGCCUCCGGACCAGGUGGUCAACUCGGAGCACCUGAUUUUCAGAUCAUACACAGCUUUUGAGAAAUCUGAUUCUAAUGUAAUAAUCUAACGCAACUUUAGUCUGGGUGAUUCAAAAGUUGGAGGGAAGGAAGGAGAAAAAAGAGGAAGGAACUUGACCGUGUUUGCCUUUACCAUUGCAAUGUUUGUUAAGUUAAACCGAAUAAUGACAUCAAGCUUAAUAGAGGAAUAAAGAAAUCUGAAACCGUUACAAUAGAUGUAAAUAUAAAACUUAUUGUGCAUCAAGUGCACAGUGGGUAAUGUCUUGUGGUUGUGAGUAAGAUAGCUUGUCUCCACAUAUAUUGUGGUAUGUGAUGUAUUCACAACAAAAAACAUUAAAUAUACUUCUGUGGUUAACACGUAUUAAUGAUAUUUACUCUCUCUGCAAUGUGUUAUAUAACUAACCAUAAUAAAGAUAAUGGUCAUAUAAUCAUAUGCAAUACUUAAAA
This is a messenger RNA of Larimichthys crocea (large yellow croaker), 1846 nucleotides long. Its product is annotated as G-protein coupled receptor 84. The record is from RefSeq and is a predicted model, not a curated record. Gene Ontology annotation, molecular function: urotensin II receptor activity. Gene Ontology annotation, cellular component: plasma membrane. NCBI's taxonomy places the organism in Eukaryota, Metazoa, Chordata, Actinopteri, Sciaenidae. Bases 131 to 1396 code for a protein of 421 amino acids. The transcript is spliced from 2 exons. Gene Ontology annotation, biological process: neuropeptide signaling pathway.